This is a messenger RNA of Cherax quadricarinatus, 2804 nucleotides long. NCBI's taxonomy places the organism in Eukaryota, Metazoa, Arthropoda, Malacostraca, Decapoda, Parastacidae. The record is from RefSeq and is a predicted model, not a curated record.
UUGACUAAGGGCAGUACUCAUCUGUCUUUGGUAAAGGUUAAUAUAAUUAUGCAUAGGCAUAAGAUUUACUGAUUAGUUAAGUUAGAUCAAUGAAACAGACAUUUCAUUACAAUGAACCUAGUACACCUUCCUACAGUAUGCUGACACCAAAUGAGUUGCUUUCAAAUUCUGCUCCGUUAAAAAAUAACCUAAGAGAUGUGUUUCGAAGAUCAAUUGUUAAAAGUAAAAUGGAACCAAUGAUUUCUAUUACUUGUAGUUUAACCAGAAUUUAGUGUCAUGCCCGGCCAAAGGUACCAGUAAACAUGCAGUUGACAUUGGUUUCGUCCAGUGACUUGUUACAUAAUGGAGCGGUUCAACUAAUUAGACGUAGAGCAGCAUUUCCGGACACCAUAAUGUCGACCACAUAGUAGCAUGCAAGUUAAAAAAAGAUGCUAUCACCGAAUGAGAGAUUAUUUUCACAACAUAUUUGCCAGUGCCUAAUAGCGAGAGCUCUAAUCAGCAUAACUUCUAUUGGCAUUGCCAUUUCGUUCAUAAAACUCAAAAUUACCAUCUUUAAUAUCAUAAUCAUUAUAUUAACAAUCACAGUCAUCAUUCCAAUUAUCAUUGCCAGCAACACCAUGAUAAUCCCAGCCUCCGUACCCUGGACAGUGCAUGCCGGGGUGCUUGUCACGGAUGAGUUCCGUAGUGGCCAACAGCCGCACUGUCAGCCAAAUGAUCGCCUCCCUCCUAGUGCUGGUGCUCUUUCUCUGCUCCAUUACCUCCAUGUUCUUGCUUGACCUGGACAGCUACCGAGAUUGCUUCCUACAAGCCAGUGAGAACUCCUCCAACCUCACCUGGGGUGACCCCAACAUUACAGAGGAGUGGUGGGUUGUGUCUGACACCCUUACCAUACAGGCACCCAAGGUCACGCCAAUACUGGACCAGUUUAACGUUACUCUGGGAGACGAGGUCAACUUAUGUCACGAGGGCACUACCACACAUUUUCCUGAUUACUUCACCUACUGCGUGUUGCUGGUGAUGUUGUCAUGUGCCGUGUACCAGCUCAUGUUCAGCAUCAUCAAACUGCUCUUGCUCGGCGCUGUUUGCGUCGCCUACACCUCUAUGGUGCUCAUCACCCACGGCACGCUCUUCGAUAACCAGGACGCACUCAUCCUCCGUGGCCGCGGGUACGGUGAGCUGUUCGUGUCGAGGUACGUGACGGUGGCGGUGCUGGUUGGGUUCACCAUAGCAUUCGUCAUCCACGCACGCCAAACUGAGGCUACUUCUCGUUUAGACUUCCUGUGGAAGCUCCAGGCUCAUGAGGAGAAGGAAGACAUAGAGCACCUGCAAGCCUACAACAGGAAGCUCAUCGCCAACAUUCUCCCCGAGCACGUCGCCAUCCACUUCCUCAGCGUCGAUAAGGCUCCUGAUGAGCUGUAUCAUGAGGAAUGCGAGAGUGUGUGCAUCCUCUUUGCUUCCAUCCCUAACUUUUCCGACUUCUACAUGGAGUUGGAGUCCAACAAUGAGGGCGUGGAGUGCCUGCGUCUCCUCAAUGAGAUCAUUGCUGAUUUUGAUGAGCUGCUUGAGGAGGAGCGCUUUAAGUAUAUAGAGAAGAUCAAGUCAACUGGAGCCACCUAUAUGGCUGCUGCUGGUCUAACAAAGGCAUCUAGAGACUUAAAAAACUUCAGUCACGUCACUGCAAUGGCAGACUAUGCUCUUAGGUUACGGGAUCAGCUGGAGUACGUAAACGAGCAUUCCUUUAAUAAUUUCAAAAUACGAAUAGGUAUCAACAUAGGACCUGUGGUAGCUGGUGUCAUAGGAGCUCGCAAACCUCAGUAUGACAUCUGGGGCAACGCUGUUAAUGUGGCCUCUAGAAUGGACUCCACAGGAGAGUUAGAUAAAAUACAAUGAACCUGACAGUGCUGAAUGAGAGAAGACCAGAUACCAAGAUCUGACCAGCAAGGGCCAGUAAGCAUAUUGCAGUACAUGUUUUAGGCUUAUUAAGACAAAAUUAAUUUGACCCAACUAUAUUUUUCCAGAUUCGAUAAUGAAAUUCUUUCCUUUUGAUGUCCUAUGUGUAGACAUUAUUUCAUAUGUGCUUGUGAUGACUUUAGAUGUUAAUUAAGAUACGGUAAUGAGGCAUAAUCUAAUAGUCAAAUCCACAUUUAUUAAAAACAUAUUUUUGUACAAGAAUAAACAUUAUCUAUUAACAUGUUUUCGAAAAAAAAAAUAUAAUGAAAUGCUAUUCCCAUCCAUAUAGAUUAUUCCUACCCACUCAACUAAUGUUCCUGUAUUGUGUGUUAGUUCUAAUAUAUUCUGAAGUAAAUGGAUAUAUUUAUCCAAAGCCCAUAAGUUGUGUUUUUUUCAUUAACCAACAUUCUGUGUUUUAAGAUGUACAGGGCACACACCCAUGUCAGGGACAGGUACUGAAGUCUUUUUCGAACUUGAAAAGAACGUUAAAACAGCCCAAGACCAUUCCAUGGGUUUUCAAAGCAAUUUCCUACUUCUCCUUAGUUUACUUAUCAGAGAGGUACUUCGGUGUCUGGAUAAAUAAUAGCUUUUUCUAUCAUGGCCAGGUUGAAGGUGUAUCUCAAGGCUGUUCUUAGAACAACUCAUUAUUAUUAUGGGGGAGCAAUAAACCCAUAGGGAUUAUACAGUGCCUCUGUGUGGAGAGGGGAAAUAGGCAUAAGGCAUUUAGGUUUAAUUCAGGGAACUGGAGCACAUCCAAUUCCCUAGAUCAAGAGCCCCUCACCAGCAUCAAGGAAUCUCCCUUAAGGGGAGUAUAACUCUAUUUGUCAUUAAUGACUUUGCCUUGACUCUCCCAA